Camelina sativa (false flax) is the source of this 1248-nucleotide messenger RNA. NCBI's taxonomy places the organism in Eukaryota, Viridiplantae, Streptophyta, Magnoliopsida, Brassicales, Brassicaceae. The record is from RefSeq and is a predicted model, not a curated record.
AUGGGAGACAACCUCGAUGUUCCUCCUCACCAGCCUGCUCUUGUCGCUAAUCCACCACUACCUCAAGUUGGCGGAAGACAAACUGCUUAUGUGCACCCUCUAAGACGGGCCACACCUAACCGUACCAUAGCCGAUUAUGAUGCUCCUAACCAAUUCUUCAAGACUGUGCUGCUAUCCCAAAAUCAGUUCCAUGGCCUUACUACCGAACAUCCAAUGGACCACAUUGAUCUUUUUGAAGAAAUAUGCUCUACAACAAGAACCAAUGGGAUUCCAGAAGAUUACUUGAAGUGUAAGCUUUUUACUUUCUCUCUAGCCAACAAGGCUCAUAGAUGGUUAAAGUCUCUACCUCCUGAAUCGAUUACUAGCUGGGAAGGAUGUAAGUCAGCCUUUCUUAGCCACUUUUACACCAAGUCGAGAUCCAACUCUCUUCGCAACAAGCUGCAAAGUUUUCAACAAGGAACGGUCGAAUCUUUUUAUGAAGCAUGGGAACGUUUCAAGGACUAUGAACGUGACUGUCCCCAUCAUGGUUUCUCUCAAGGUAACCUCUUAAGUACCUUCUAUAGAGGAUUACACCCUAAGUAUCAACUAUCAUUCGACACGACCAACAAUGGAGAUUUCACUACGAAGACCGUUCAAGAAGGACGAGCUCUCAUUGACAACCUUGCCGCAAGUAGUAGCAACACUUGCACUGAUUUUGAUAGAACCAUCCGUUCUAGCAAUUCCGACUCUAACGAGAUUGCCGAUCUUAAGAACAUGAUGAAUCAACUUUUAAGGAAUCAACAACGCGGAGUAAACUCUUGUGAGACUAUUAACAAUGGAAACAUGAAGCCUUUCCAAGAAGAAGAAGUCAACUAUGUUGGAACCCAAAUGUGGAAAGAUCAGAGCUAUCCUCAGCAAGCUAACCGCUUUCAAGGCAACAAUUUUGGUGGAAACAACAACAACAACUUUCAGCCGCGACCCCAAUUCAACAACAACAAGCCGCCUUUCCAAACCGGACCAGCCCAGGCGCCUACCACUCAAGCUGAUGCCAACAUCAACAUAAAGAUGCAAGAACUCCUUGUUGCUUUUCAAAAGCAAUCAAGAGAGAUCAACUCAAGGAUGGAAAAAAUCUAUACCGAACUGAAUGGGAAGUUUGAAAGCAUUUCUAUCCAUGUCAAGAAGCUUGAAACUCAAGUUGCUCAGGCUGCUAAUGCUGUUCCACGCCAAGUUGGUGUACUUCCGGGAAAACCCGAAGNAAUCGAUUACUAG